This is a messenger RNA of Anolis carolinensis (green anole), 4316 nucleotides long. It is a transcript of the gene fcsk, whose product is annotated as fucose kinase. Gene Ontology annotation, biological process: GDP-L-fucose salvage. The transcript has 24 exons. NCBI's taxonomy places the organism in Eukaryota, Metazoa, Chordata, Lepidosauria, Squamata, Anolidae. The record is from RefSeq and is a predicted model, not a curated record. Gene Ontology annotation, molecular function: ATP binding; fucokinase activity. The coding region runs from base 163 to 3489 and encodes 1108 amino acids.
CUCCCACUUGCUUACUCCGCUUUACUCAAGAAGGCCAGGGACUGCAUUUCCCGGCAUGCAAAGCGGAAUAACCCGGGCGCUGCGGCCUUAAAGGGCCAGCACAGGCGGAAGUGGCUCCAAAGCUCAGCAAGGAGGCCCAGGCACAGAUGGACAGAUGAACAGAUGGCGGCCGAAGGGGUCGACUGGACAGUGGUGGCCCUCACCUGCCAGCACAAGGACAGUGCCUCCGCCUUCCAGAAAGAACUGGAGGUGCGCCGCGCCAGAGGCUUCCUGGGCCAGAACCCCAUUCUGCUGACCGUUGAAGAUCCCAAAGUCCAGGUGGGCAGCGGAGGGGCCACCCUCAAUGCCCUACUUGUGGCAGCUGAACAUCUGAGCGCACGAGCUGGGCACACGGUGGUCACCUCCGAUGUCUUGCAAAACGCUUGGAUCCUCAUCCUGCACAUGGGUCGGGACUUUUCCUUCGACGACUGCAGCCGGGCCUUUACCUGCCUGCCUUUGGAGGACCCUUCUGCCCCGGUGGAGGCCCUCACCUGCAACCUGGACAACCUCCUGGCCACCUUGACAUGCCAGAUCUGCAAGGGCUCCCCACCCGGCGUCUGGGUUUGCAGCACCGACAUGCUGCUCACGGUGCCUUCGGUGCCCAAGAUUGACUGGCACGGCUUCACAGGUGCCAGGGUUGUUGCGAUGCCCGGCAGCUUCUCCUACGCCAAGCAGCACGGUGUCUACCUGGCGGACGGGCAGGGGUUUGUGCAAGACAUCAUCUACCAAGGCUCCGAAGACCAGAUCCAGCGGUGUGUGGGCUCCGAUGGGAAGGUCCCACUGGUGUCCGGCAUUGUCUUCUUCUCCUCCGAAGCGGCAGAGCAGCUCCUGGCCACCCACGUCAUCCCCCCGCUCAAUGCCUGCACCUACCUGGGCCUGGACUCAGGGGCCCCUCCAAUCCAGCUCUCCCUCUUCUUCGACAUCCUUCUCUCCAUGGCCCGCGGAGUGAGCGAGGAGGCUUUCGUGAAUGGACUCGGUCCUCGGACCGGUGGCAGUGGAGACAACACCCAGAGCGAGGCAGCUCUCUGGAGCGCCCGGGCCGUGCUGUGGAAGACCCUGCACACCAUGCCCCUGAUCAUGGCCUACGUCCCUGACGGCAGCUACGACUACAUGACUUCUUCUGCCAGCGACCACAUCCUCCACCUCACGACUUCCGUCGGAAACGCCCACGGUGGCUCUUUCAGCAAAGUAGCUCAUUCCCAUGUGGAGGAGCCUGGGCUGCUGGAGGAGGGCUGCUCCGUCACCAACAGCCUCUUGGAGGGAGCGGUGUCCGUGGGGCCCGGGACGGCCAUCCAGCACUGCUGCUUGAAGGGCCCCUUGCAGAUCCACUCUGGCUGCCUCCUGACCGGGCUGGACGGGGACUCCUCAGAGGCCCUGCGGGGCCACCACCUGAAGGACGUGGUCAUCCAAGGCCAUGCCGUCCGGCUGAAGGGCCUCUCCUGCAAGGUCUUCACCCUGAGCGGCCGCCACGACCGGUGGGAGAGCCUGGCGGAAGAAGACGGCACCUACCUGAAUGCCCGAUGGUCCGACUUGUUCCUCAGAACCGGAAUCAGGAGAGAAGACCUCUGGAGCGGCGAUGUCCUACCCGGACGCGGCUGCCUGCUGAAUGCGCACCUCUUCCCGGUGCUUCACGCCUCGGAGGCCCUGUCACUGGGGGACCUGCUGUGGCUGCUGGGGGGGACCCCGGGGCCCGGGCAACUACAGCUCUGGCGAGGGGCCUGGCGCCUGUCCUGGGAGGAGCUGCGGACCGGCCUGGACCAGGAGGCGGAGCUGGCCGCACGGGCUGACCUCUUCUUCCGCCAGGCGCAGUGCAAGAUCCGCAGCACCCUGCAAGAGGGUGGUGGGGCCAGUCUUCGCCCGCUUCUGCACUCGGCUGCCCUGGAGGGCCACCAGAAGACCAUGCUGGACGCGCUGGACGAUGUGGCCUCCUGUGCCGGAGACCCCCGCGUGUGUGCCCGGGCCCUGUCCUGCGUGGCCGACCUCCUGUCCUGCCUUGCCAAGGGCGAGGGGGGCCUGCGCAGUGGUCCGGCCGCCAACCCCGCCUGGGCCCCCGCCUUCCGGCUCCUGGAGCAGGGCCGCCUCUCGGAGGGCGUCCGGGCCCUGGCCGCACAGAGGAAGAACUGGCUGCACAGGCCGGUGCUGCUGGUCCGUGCCGCCCGGCACUACGAGGGCGCAGCACAAAUCCUGAUCCGCCAGGCCGUGAUGUCCUCCUGCCAGUUUGUGCGCCUCCAGCCAGUGCCGCUUCCCCCCUUGGGCUGCUGGGUGACGGCGGAGUGCCCUGCGCGCAUUGACCUCUCCGGCGGCUGGAGCGACACCCCCCCGAUCUCCUAUGAGCAUGGGGGGGCCGUGGUGUGCGCGGCGGUGCUGGUGGACGGGCAGAGGCCCAUCGGGGCCCAGGUGCGGCGCCGGGCGGAACCAGAGCUGCGCAUGAUGAGCGCCAGCGGGAGCCUGGAGGGGGAGCUGGUGCUCGACCUGCUCUGCCGGGAGCUGGAGGACCUGCGCGACUACUGCCAGCCCCAGGCCCCCGGAGCCCUGCUGAAGGCCGCCUUCGUCUGCACGCAGGUGGUGGAUCUCUGCUCUCCGAAGUCCUUGUCGGAGCAGCUGAUGGAGCGCUUUGGGGGAGGCUUCGAGCUCCACACUUGGUCCCGCCUGCCCCAUGGGUCGGGGAUGGGCACCAGCAGCAUCCUGGCGGGCGCCGUGAUGGCAGCCUUGUACCGGGCGUCUGGGCGCUCCGCCUCUGUCGACUCCCUGGUCCACGCCGUCUUGCACUUGGAGCAGGUCCUCACCACAGGUGGUGGUUGGCAGGACCAGGUGGGUGGCCUGUUUCCGGGCCUGAAGACGGGGCGCUCGGAGGCCCGGCUGCCUCUGAAGGUGGAGGUGGAGCCGAUCCAGGCCCCGGAGGGCUUUGUGGAGACCCUGAGCGACCACCUCCUCCUCCUCUACACGGGGAAGACCCGCCUCGCCCGCAACCUGCUCCAGGACGUCCUCAGGAACUGGUAUGCGCGGCUGCCCAGCAUCGUGCAGAACGCCGACGCCUUGGUGGACAACGCAGAGGAAUGCGCCCAGGCUUUGAAGCAAGGCGACCUGGCUCUCCUGGGCAAGUGCCUUAACCGUUACUGGGGGCAGAAGAAGCAGAUGGCUCCAGGGUGUGAGCCUCUGGCCGUGCGGCGCAUGAUGGAGGUGCUGGAGCCACUGGUCCUUGGCCAGAGCCUGACUGGGGCAGGAGGCGGGGGCUUCCUCUGCGUUUUGACACGCGAACCCCGGCAGCAGGAACGCCUGACCAAGGUCCUGGCAAAGGCCCAGGGCCUGGCCAACGUCAGCAUCCACAGGGUGGAGGUGGACACAGGUGGCAUCCAGGUGCGCAUUCAGGGGCAGGAGGACGGCAUUGUCCGGCCGAUGGAACGGUUGCUUGUUCAGGAUGGCCAGGCCCCGGCGCUCUCUCCAGAGUGACCACAGCAGAGAUUGCAAGCCGCCUUCUGCCACCUGGGCUGAACAGAAGGUGAAGUAGAGCGGUGGCGAUGUUCCUUUAAAAUGGGUUGUAGGUAAGGGAGAAGAUGCACUGGCUUUAGUCCAGAGUUGGUCUGUGGAUCUGCACCAAGCCAGCCUUGGGUUUCUCACCUGCAUCUGAGCCCCAUUGGCUCCUGAAUUAAACGGAAAGAAGCACCGUGUUUUCAUCAGUGCUUCAAAGGAGAGCCAUGUCAAACAGAAAAAGGUAAACCAGGGAGCAAACCAGCACAAAGAGCCUCUUUCUCAGAGUUUUAUUUCAUGUGUCACAAUGCAAGAGGCCAGUUGGGAUCGGGUCUUCUAUUCUGAGGGCUAUACCACGUCCUUUUAGCACAGACAUGGGCCAACUUCAGCUCUCCCUCCAGGUAUUUUGGACGUCAACUUCCACAAUUCCAAAUAGUCAACAGGCUGUUAGGAAUUGUGGGAGUUGUAGUCCAAAACAUUUGGAGGACCAAAGUUUGGAGGGCAGAAGGGUUGGCAAAUAGGGAUUGCACUUCUGAGGAGGUGGGAAAUGCUGGGUGUGUAUUGGAUCUAAAAGGACGUGAAAUCAAAACAGAAUGUCCAAAAUAAAAGAUAACAUUUGCACCUCUUGCUUGUGCAAAAGCUCUGCAGAAGUCUCUCAAGUUCCUGUCAUUGGUCGUAUAUUUCAAUCUGACCUAGUUGCCUUUUGUGGCAGAAACGUAUCUCUUGCGACUCAAGGGAUGCCACUCUCUUUAGAGACACAGACAAGGGCAAAUCUAAAGAAGCCACAAUAAAUAUGCGUUCAAAUACAA